GGCGGCUCUAAAUAAGCAGGAGUCGGUUGGGAGUAAUUCUCCAGGUGAGGUCUUUGCCUUGGAUAGCGCCCUCCUGGGGAAGGGACCAGCGAGCACAAGGAACAAACAAGUACUUGAGAUGCUGACACACAGAACCUGAGGGUAGGACAAGAAGCAAUGGGUGGAAGUUCAUUGAAGAGAAAUCCAAACUGGAACUAAGGAGAAAUUUCCUGACGCCAUGGGGAACACCACAAGUGAAAGGAUGUCAGGUGAGCGUCACAGUUCCAAGAUUCACCGCUCAGAGGGAGCCGUCCAUGCCAAAGAUCAUUCACACAAGAUCAUGGUUGGCAGCACUGAUGACCCCAACAUCUUCAGCACCCAUGAAUCUAAGCUUCCUGGAGAAAAAGAGUUUGUAUCAUGGCACUAUGACUUGGAUGAGUCAGUUAAACCAUCCCAGCAGGCUCGUCCCACAGUCAUCCGCUGGACUGAUGGAGGCAAAGAAGUUUUCAUCUCAGGCUCUUUCAACAAUUGGAGUGCUAAGAUUCCUCUCAUUAAGAGCCAUAAUGACUUUGUUGCUAUUCUGGAUCUUCCUGAAGGUGAACAUCAGUACAAGUUCUUUGUGGAUGGCCAGUGGGUUCAUGAUCCCUCUGAGCCUGUAGUGACCAGUCAGAUGGGAACAAUAAACAAUCUGAUUCAUGUCAAAAAAUCAGAUUUUGAAGUGUUUGAUGCUUUAAAAGUUGACUCCCUUGAAAGUUCAGAGACUUCCUAUCGAGAACUUUCUGGCUCCCCUCCUGGAAUUUAUGGCCAAGAUAUGUAUGUAUAUCGGCCUGAAGAGCGAUUCAAAUCUCCGCCAAUUCUUCCUCCCCAUCUUCUACAAGUCAUCCUUAACAAGGAUACUAACAUUUCCUGUGAUCCAGCCCUCUUGCCAGAGCCAAACCAUGUGAUGCUAAACCACCUCUAUGCACUCUCCAUUAAGGAUGGCAUCAUGGUGCUUAGUGCCACCCAUCGCUACAAGAAGAAAUAUGUCACCACUCUUCUUUACAAGCCUAUUGGAGUCUGAUUCCUGCAUAUUUCCAUAGAGAUUCAAGGACUCUUGCUUUUUCUGAAUAUGAUAGAAUACCAGUGGCAUGAGGAUGAGUAGUCAGCUUCCAGAUUAUUUUAUCAGACACAAAGGUUUGGAUAACUCAGCUGUUAUUCUGAUUUUUCAACACAAUGAAGUUCUUCAUUCCCAUAUGGCUAGAACAAACAACUUGAUAAAGCUACUGAAAUUAAGUUGUGGGUGUAUUAUUAUUAUUAUAUCUUAUAUAUUGCAAACUGUGAGGUUGGCUUCUUCCUGAAACAAGAAGACUUGCCUUGCAAUCUUCCCUUCCACAUUUAAAGAGAAAGAAAGUUCAGUGCCACCCUCUUUUCAAAUCAUAUUACCAUUGUAUAGUCUCCUAAUACAGAGACCAUGUAUCUUUAAAUAUGGAACAGCUCUGUUACUCAAGUAUCAAAAGUCUCUUCUAGCAGGAAAUUUUGGCCUAGUAAAGUAGAAUUGCUAUUAUGUUUUCAGUAUCUACUGUUGUAAAGCUUUUCUAAUGUUUGCCAUUUGUGGGUGCUAAUUAAGUGUGACAAGACCCAGUACUGAACUGCUUGGGUAGCCGUUCAGUAGCAGCUUUAUACCAGUGAAAGGCACUACAUUCAACUGUCUCUUCUGAAUAAAUAGAAAAAAAAUUAAGAUUUUUCAUCUUUACUAAGUCACAUCUCAA
Molecule: messenger RNA, 1727 nt
Organism: Ahaetulla prasina
Lineage: Eukaryota; Metazoa; Chordata; Lepidosauria; Squamata; Colubridae
Product: 5'-AMP-activated protein kinase subunit beta-2
Exons: 9
Coding region: 218-1039 (273 amino acids)
Biological process (GO): signal transduction
Cellular component (GO): cytoplasm; nucleus; nucleotide-activated protein kinase complex
Molecular function (GO): protein kinase binding
Source: RefSeq, a predicted model, not a curated record